This is a messenger RNA of Impatiens glandulifera, 1239 nucleotides long. Its product is annotated as probable protein phosphatase 2C 73. NCBI's taxonomy places the organism in Eukaryota, Viridiplantae, Streptophyta, Magnoliopsida, Ericales, Balsaminaceae. The record is from RefSeq and is a predicted model, not a curated record. Gene Ontology annotation, biological process: protein dephosphorylation. The transcript has 4 exons. Gene Ontology annotation, molecular function: protein serine/threonine phosphatase activity. The coding region runs from base 113 to 1183 and encodes 356 amino acids.
UAUAAAUACAAUAGUUUCCCCACUUGAAUCAUCGGUUUCCUUUUCAUCUUCUCCGGCACCGGCACCGGCAUAGUAUCUCCGACUCAAAGUCGCCGGAAAAUAAUCAAGAGAGAUGGGUCACUUUUCAUCUAUGUUCAAUGGAUUAGCCACAUCUUUAUCGAUGAAGAAAGCCCAGAGUCACGGCGCCGGCGCCGGCGAGUUGAUUUUGGAGACUUCUGGCUUUGUUAGCGUUGAAGGGUCAAAUAAUUUUACAUCUGUUUUCUCUAGAAGAGGCGAAAAGGGUGUUAAUCAAGAUAGUUGCAUUGUUUGGGAGGGAUUUGGCUGUGGAGAAGAAGAUGAUAGAAUAUUUUGUGGGAUUUUUGAUGGGCAUGGUCCAUGGGGUCACUAUGUAGCGAAGAGAGUGAAAAAGACGAUAGCUUUAUCAUUAUUAUCCAAUUGGCAAGAAACAUUAGCAGCCGAGUCUUCUUCUUCUUCGAUUGAUGAUUCAGAGAAAAGGGUUUGUAAUUUCAACAUAUGGAAACAAUCCUACAUAAAAACAUUCGCGGCCAUAGAUCUAGACCUUAAAUCACACAAGAAAAUAGAUACUUUCAACAGUGGAACAACCGGACUUACAAUUGUAAGACAGGGUGAAGAAAUUUUCAUCGCAAACGUUGGCGAUUCACGGGCAGUUUUAGGAUCAAUAUCAGACGACGGGAGAUUGAUCGGCGUUCAACUCACCAUGGAUUUUAAACCACAUCUUAUAGAGGAAACAGAAAGGAUAAUUGAAUGUAAUGGACGAGUUUUCUGUUUAGAUGAUGAACCGGGUGUUCAUCGUGUAUGGCGACCGGAUAUUGAAUCGCCGGGAUUAGCUAUGUCUAGAGCGUUUGGCGAUUUCUCUAUUAAAGAAUUUGGACUUAUUUCAUUACCUCAAGUUAUACAAAGAAGGAUUACUAUUAAUGAUCAGUUUAUCAUUCUUGCUACAGAUGGGGUUUGGGAUGUUGUUUCGAAUCAAGAAGCGGUGGAGAUUGUAUCUUCGACGGCGGAUAAGUCUAAGGCGGCGAAGCGUUUGACGAAAUUUGCCGCGAACGCGUGGAAACGCAAAAGGAGAGGGUUUGCGGUUGAUGAUAUUUCUGCGAUUUGCGUUUUCCUUCAUUCUUCUUCUGCAAUUUCUACUUUGUCUUCUCAUUUAGUUCAUCCUGUCUAAAUUUAUUGAACUAAUAAGUAUUAAGCUUUUUAUAAAUAUUAUAUAUUAAAUAAUAA